AUGGCAUGUCUCUGGAACAAAAUGGGACUAGUUAACUUUGUUAUUGUGCUGUACUCCGUACUAUGCUCCAGCGGGCUAAGACGGUCCCAGCUGCUCUGGUGUCAGAUUGAAAAGCAUGAAGAAUCUGGAAAAGCAGCAGCCAAAAGAUAUUAUCCCAAUGUUAUUUAUAGUUUAGCCGAGAUUCAUCCUCGUCGGCGAUAUCGACACAUGCUCUCGAGAGUUGGUAUCGACCUUCAACCGCCGACGGAGUUGUACGGAUCUGUGAACACGACGAUCUUAGUUGGACCGCCCAUUAAUCCCAGACGCAACGUUCUUGAGGGACUGGAGGCAAUUCCGCAGGGGACCCUGUCCGAAGCCUCCGGAGCUCUGUACCUAAUUAUGAUGGCAGAGAUCAACUCCGUAUCAUUACAUUGUCGCAGGAAUUAUGCCUUUCUGGUGAUAUUCCCAUGGUGUCCUAAAUAUAGGCAUGUUGGCGGUAUUUUCGAGGGUGUAUCUGUGACUCCGUGGAUUUUUUGCUCCGCUCCGAAACCUAAAGGUAAACACUUGUGGACAGUCUCCGAAAUGAUCUGGAUCUCGGUCUGGAACCUGGGAUGUGGAGAUACGUCGCAAGGAUUGGUUCCUGAUUCACGUCUCGAAGCACAGUUUACAAGAGAUCAACUCUUCGAGUCACACAAUGUCUUCGAUAAUCGUGGUUAA
Molecule: messenger RNA, 696 nt
Organism: Coccidioides immitis RS
Lineage: Eukaryota; Fungi; Ascomycota; Eurotiomycetes; Onygenales; Onygenaceae
Exons: 5
Coding region: 1-696 (231 amino acids)
Source: RefSeq, a predicted model, not a curated record